Diabrotica virgifera virgifera (western corn rootworm) is the source of this 411-nucleotide messenger RNA. RefSeq names its product piggyBac transposable element-derived protein 4-like. Bases 1 to 411 code for a protein of 136 amino acids. Lineage: Eukaryota; Metazoa; Arthropoda; Insecta; Coleoptera; Chrysomelidae. The record is from RefSeq and is a predicted model, not a curated record. The transcript has a single exon.
AUGCCUGAUUUAUCGGGUAAAUUAGAAAAAGGCGAAACAAAAUCGAUGGUUAGCGAUAUCAUGUUAGCUGUUAGAUGGAAAGAUCGUAGAGACGUUAAUAUGUUGAUAACUUUUCAUAAAGAUCAAAUGAUAAAUGUAAAUAAAACAAACGGGAAGACAGGGGAAUCUGUGAAGAAACCGGAAUGUGUCAUCCACUACAACCAAAAUAUGGGAGCAGUAGACAGAACGGAUAUGAUGCUAAGUUCCACAGAAUGCGUUAGAAAAACAUUAAAGUGGUACAAGAAACUAUUCUUUCACAUUCUUGAUCUACGUGUCCUGAACAGUCAUGCAUUAUUCCUUACGCAAAAUCCAGGGCAGUUGCCCUUUGCAGAUUUCCAAUUGAGGCUAACUCGACAGCUGCUUGAAAGGUAA